Molecule: messenger RNA, 1431 nt
Organism: Ilex paraguariensis (yerba mate)
Lineage: Eukaryota; Viridiplantae; Streptophyta; Magnoliopsida; Aquifoliales; Aquifoliaceae
Source: the annotation of a GenBank genome assembly
AUGGCCCGAAUAUCAGAUCCUCUCGUAGUUGGGAGAGUGAUUGGAGAUGUUAUUGAUAAUUUCUCUCCAACUGUUAAGAUGUCUGUAAUUUACAACUCCAACAAGCAAGUCUAUAAUGGCCAUGAGUUUCUUCCUUCCAUGGUGACCUCUAAACCUAGGGUUGAUGUUCUUGGGGGUGAUAUGCGAUCCUUCUUUACACUGAUCAUGACAGACCCAGAUGUUCCAGGCCCUAGCGAUCCAUUCCUAAAAGAGCACUUACACUGGAUGGCCACAGACAUCCCAGGCACAACAGAUUCCUCGUUUGGAAAAGAGGUGGUGAGCUAUGAGAAACCAAGGCCAAACAUAGGGAUUCACAGGUUGGUGUUUCUGCUGUUCAAGCAACAAAGAAGACAGGCAGUGAACACUCCACCACCUGCAUUGAGGGAUGGGUUUAGCACUCGGAAAUUUGCGGAAGAGAACGAGCUAGGCCUUCCUGUGGCUGCUAGGCGACUAAGAAGACGGGAUAAGCCACCAAUCCCCCCCCACCUCUCUCUCGCUUUAUUGUCGAAGAGGACACCCAACCUCCGGCAAUCUCCACCUUACUCCGGCGUUGUUGAUUGUAGUAGAAAGAGUGAUUCGUUAGAGCUGGUUGGCAAAAGGACGAAGCCCGCUCAAGCCUCGGUUUCAUCUCUUCAAUCGGCACCUUCUACAGAUUUUUCUGUUCAAAGAGGUUAUUCUGCUAUCUUAUACAGAUUUUCUAUUCAAGGUUCUCUACCUAGGACGUUGAAGAAGAUGUUGACUCAAGAUCAAGCAAAUCGAGAUGCAAAAAGAUUGCGUGGUAAAAAGAUUGAUACGAUUGAUGAAUUAACUAUUGUUUGUGGCAAUGAUCAAGCAACCCGAGCAUGGGCAUGUUCAGGCAAAUAUAUCAAUGCAAACUCGUCAAGACAAAUGAAUGAUAGUGACGAUGAUUACACACCGAUAUUUGAUCUUAAUGAGAAUACAACAGUCGAUGACUUGGGUGGUAUAGAAGGUAAUGGAUCUACACAACAACAAGAGAGUGGCAGUAGUCAAAUACAUGCUCAAAGCAAUCGCAACCAUGGAUAUUCAAAGCCUAUGAGACGUAAUUCAAAGAAGCCGAAAAAUGCAAAGAUAGUUAUCGAAACAAUGAAUGUUGUUGCAAAUAACAUGGUAAGACUAACGGAUGCAUACGAGAAGAGUAAGUCUUGCAUAAAUUAUUCAGACCUUUACAAAGCUGUCAUGGAUGUUGAAGGGUUAGAUAUUGAUAGUCAAAUGACAGCUUUUGCGUACUUGAACACAGAUUCUGUCAAAGCGAGAGCAUUUUUGAUCUAUCCCGAAGAAAUGCUCUAUUUAUUUUUAAUAGUCGAAUGCAUGCAUUUUCGAUUAGAGGAUUAUAAGUUCCUUGGACUUAGUUUUAUAGUGGUGGUCGAAUAA